GCGGCUCUCUCUCUCUCUCUUCUUGAGAUCUCCCGAUGGACGCUGUCGACGACUGGGAUCUGUCGGCGCGUGGUCAGAGGCUGCUGCUCCAGGGCAAAAUCCCGGCGGCGGAGCCACCGUCGGCGAAAGAAAACCCAUUUUCAAGAGGAGAUGAAAGAGGAAAUGAGAUUUUUGCAAAUUUUCCUUCUGAUGUUUUUGCAAAUAGUAGUUUUUUUGGGGGCUUAGAAGAUCUCUACACUCCCUUUCUCUUGAAAAACACUUCUCUGCGUGUGGGCCCCGCUGUUGGAGCUCCAAAGAAGCCUCAGAGGUCGCCGGCGACGGCGGCACAGCCACCUCGGAGCAAAAGAAGGAAGAAGAAUGUCAAGAAAGUGGUAUGUCAAGUUCCAGCUGAUGGAGUGUCGUCAGAUAUUUGGGCCUGGAGGAAGUACGGGCAAAAGCCCAUCAAAGGCUCCCCUUAUCCAAGGGGAUACUACAGAUGCAGCAGCUACAGAGGCUGCCCAGCGAGGAAACAAGUCGAGCGCAACCGAGCGGAGCCCGGGCAGCUCAUCAUCACGUACACCUCUGACCACAACCACCCGGUCCCCACGCGUCACCAAAACCCUUCUCAGCCCACAGCAGCGAACAGCAAAGAGGCCGAUCAGCCGCCUCCGUCUCCUGCCACGUCGCCAUCGAUGGAAGAGGAUGAAGGGGAGCUAAUGGUUGAAGACAUGGAGAUGAUAGGAGAGCAUGAAUUGGUUUUUGUAGGAGAUGGGUCUGAAGAGAAUAAGGUACAGGAAAAUGGGUUGUCCUCGACUUUGUUGUUUGAUGAUGAUGAUGAUGAUGAUAGAGUUUUUGGGUCGCCAUGGCUUGAGAAGAGCAAUAGUGGUGGUAAUGCUACGGCGGCUGCUUGCUGAUCUGGUUUUUCUCUUUUUGUAUGUAAUGAUAGAAGGGUGUUUGUGUAACAUAAUUUGCAUCUGUAGUUAUAAAGGUAGAUUU
Molecule: messenger RNA, 975 nt
Organism: Asparagus officinalis (garden asparagus)
Lineage: Eukaryota; Viridiplantae; Streptophyta; Magnoliopsida; Asparagales; Asparagaceae
Product: WRKY transcription factor 22-like
Exons: 3
Coding region: 36-893 (285 amino acids)
Biological process (GO): regulation of DNA-templated transcription
Cellular component (GO): nucleus
Molecular function (GO): DNA-binding transcription factor activity; transcription cis-regulatory region binding
Source: RefSeq, a predicted model, not a curated record